Molecule: messenger RNA, 4345 nt
Organism: Drosophila mauritiana
Lineage: Eukaryota; Metazoa; Arthropoda; Insecta; Diptera; Drosophilidae
Gene: Eph
Product: ephrin type-B receptor 1-B
Exons: 14
Coding region: 450-3770 (1106 amino acids)
Biological process (GO): axon guidance; protein phosphorylation; cell surface receptor protein tyrosine kinase signaling pathway
Cellular component (GO): neuron projection; plasma membrane
Molecular function (GO): ATP binding; transmembrane-ephrin receptor activity; protein binding
Source: RefSeq, a predicted model, not a curated record
UAAAAGUUAUCGACACCAAAUGUUUUAACAGAAUUGCUGAGUAUAAGUGAAUUUAAAAAAUAAAAAAAAACAAAAAAGACUGAAAAUGACCCUCUGGUCUUUACCAACUAUCAAUAGAAAAUCUUCAAGGGAUUUUGUGGUUGUAAAAGAACCACUUUAAAAUAAAAACGAGACUUCCAUAAUAGUAGUCCGCUGUGAAGGUAUCAAUAAAAGUGAUCCUGAAGUACAAAGUGUACAUAUAAAAUAAUUGAAUCCGUUCGAACAUCUUGUGUUCCAAGGCCAUAACAUGGAUCCAUGGAUCUUGAAAUGAUAACAGUAAUCAUGCGUGACAUUCUUGGAUUUUAAACUGGACCCGAAACACAAAUAAUGCUAUCGACAUUGGUAAAUCCGCAUCAAAGUGCGUACAAGCCAAUUAUAAAAUAAAACUGCUCGAAAACGAUCCCAUCAAAAUGAAAAUGGUUGGGUACCACCCAAAUGACAAAGACGAGGUGAAAUAUGAUGGUAUUAAAAGCAAAACUUCUUCCGUAACCAUUCUAACUUCCGUACAAAGUGAUGCUAUAAGAACCCUUAAGUCCGCGUUUUACAAAGAGCAAGCUCCAAUUAGCGAGCAAAACAGAUCUCAAAUUUGUUCGAGAAUGUCAUUAUUAAGCACAAUACUGCUUAUUAUAAUUUCCAUUCACUUCAAAUUGGCACUUGCAGAUCAGGUUGUUCUAUUGGAUACAACUCGAGAAGCUACAUUAGAGUGGACCAGGUAUCCAUAUGGACCUCAAGCCCAAACACCAGGGUGGGUGGAGGAGUCAUUUACCGACUUCGUUAAGGGCAUAAACUGGAGAAGCUAUGUGGUUUGCGAUGUGGCAUAUCACAACGUCAAUAACUGGUUGUGGUCGCCGUUUAUCGAUCGUGGAUCAGCAAACCGACUUUACAUUGAGAUUCAGUUCACAAUACGCGAUUGUUCUUUAUUCCCAGGAAACGCCUUGUCAUGCAAAGAAACAUUUAGCUUACUUUUUUACGAGUUUGAUGCGGCUACUCGAGAACCUCCUCCAUGGCAAACAGACAGUUACAGGCUGAUUGCUCGCAUCGCGGCUGGCGAGGGGCGCUUCAAUCAGAACUCUGAUGUAGAUAUUAACACAGAGGUGAAAAGUAUAGCCGUGAACAAAAAAGGCGUAUAUUUUGCUUUCAGAGAUCAGGGCGCUUGUAUUAGCGUUCUGGCAGUAAAAGUAUAUUAUAUUACGUGUCCUGCUGUUACCGAAAACUUUGCGCACUUUAACGAAACACCUACGGGAAGAGAAAUUACUAUAAUUGAGAAACAAAAUGGAACAUGUGUCGAAAACGCAGAACCGUAUGAGACGCCAACGUACUUAUGUAAAGGUGAUGGAAAAUGGACAAUUCUUACUGGUGGCUGUCGUUGCAAGGCUGGCUAUGAGCCGAAUUACAUAAAUAAAACUUGUACAGAAUGUCCACUUGGGACAUUUAAAUCACCAGAGGUUACAAAAUGUACUCCGUGUCCUCCCAAUUCAAAUGCUUCGAAAACUGGUUCACCUUUCUGUAAGUGUGUGUCUGGAUACUAUAGACAUCCAAAUGAUGGUCGACAUAUGCCAUGUUAUAGUCCACCACCCGCGCCUACUAAUCUCACGUUGUUGUUUGUUGAUCAAACAAGUGCAAUAAUAUCUUGGAGCGCACCGGUCAAAAAUGAAUCGCUCUCAUCCGAAACUCAGUCUAAAAUAUACCACAGUGAUAUUGUGUACAAGAUCAAGUGUAAUAUGUGCAGCCCAAAUGUGGUAUACAAUCCCUCAACUGAUACAUUUAACGAAACGAAAAUAACACUUACAAAUCUGGAACCGGUAACGGCAUACACUGUGCAGAUACACGCAAUAAAUAGCGUGUCUCAUAUUAACGAAUUUAAUAGGCACUCCAACGAGUCUUCCCUGGUGGCAGUCAAUGACAUAAUAUUUUCAAAUACAUCUUUAUUAAAUAUACCUUUGGAUUUGAACGAAGUAAAGACCGGUCAAGCUGAAAUCGUUUUUACAACUGAGUCGGUUUUGCUCUCGACAGUUUUUAAUUUGCGUAUAUUGGCUAUAACUAAUAAGGAUGCCGAUCUAGAAUGGGAUAAACCUGUUCAAAGUGAUUUUCCACUUGAAUUUUAUGAAGUUCGCUGGUUUCCAAAGGUCGAAUUAGAUGCUAUAAAUAAAUCAGCUUUGAACACAAAGGAAACCAAGGCACAUAUAGUAGGACUUUUAGAAAAUACGGAGUAUGGAUUUCAAGUUCGUUGUAAAACGAUUAAUGGGUUUGGUUCUUAUAGUAACAUGAUUUACGCCCAAACUCUUCAAUCCGUUGGUUCAGUAUAUGACGAUUCUGUGCAAAUACGAUUUAUUGCUGGAGCCAUCGUGACGGGAGUAUUAUUUCUAGUCAUUUUUAUAAUAGCUACAGUAUAUUUCAUGAGAUCCAAGCAUCAGGAUGAACUUGAUAAAAAAUCUACUAAUCAUUUGCCAUUACCACUUGACUACGCCAGCAACGAAGUUAAUUCUAUGGAUACUACUCCAAUUGUUAAAACACUUCAUUUAAACGACUCUUAUUUUCCGGUGUCCAUUUUAGUGACGACGCCUUUAUUUGGAAAUAGUAGAAGCUACGUAGAUCCCCAUACAUAUGAAGAUCCUAAUCAGGCUAUAAGGGAAUUCGCUCGAGAAAUCGAUGCAAACUACAUUACAAUAGAAGCUAUUAUCGGAGGUGGAGAAUUUGGCGAUGUAUGUCGUGGUCGCUUAAAAAUACCCCCAAACUUUGUACAGGACAUUGAUGUGGCAAUAAAGACUUUAAAACCAGGAUCUUCGGAAAAAGCGCGCUGUGAUUUCUUGACAGAGGCUUCUAUUAUGGGACAGUUUGAUCAUCCAAACGUUAUUUAUCUACAGGGAGUAGUUACUCGGUCUAAUCCAGUUAUGAUUAUUACUGAGUACAUGGAAAAUGGCAGCUUAGACACAUUUCUUCGGGUGAAUGAUGGAAAGUUUCAAACAUUACAGCUUAUAGUUAUGCUUCGGGGUAUUGCCAGCGGGAUGUCAUAUUUAAGUGAUAUGAAUUAUGUACACAGAGACUUGGCGGCACGUAAUGUUCUUGUAAAUGCGCAAUUAAUAUGCAAAAUCGCGGACUUCGGAUUGUCACGUGAAAUUGAAAAUGCAAGUGAUGCAUACACGACUCGGGGCGGUAAAAUUCCUGUACGUUGGACUGCGCCUGAAGCCAUUGCUUUUAGAAAAUUUACUUCAGCAUCGGAUGUUUGGUCGUAUGGAGUAGUUCUAUGGGAGGUCAUGUCUUAUGGCGAACGUCCAUAUUGGAACUGGUCAAAUCAGGACGUAAUAAAGAGUAUUGAAAAGGGCUACCGUUUACCAGCUCCGAUGGACUGUCCAGAAGCACUUUAUCAGCUAAUGUUGGAUUGCUGGCAAAAGCAACGUACUCAUCGCCCCACAUUUGCAAGUAUCGUUUCAACUCUUGACAAUUUGGCACGACAACCACAGUCAUUAUUGACAACACGACCCUCACCAGAAUCAGACGGUAAUCAUAUUUUGGAUGGACAGCGUGGUCAAAAUAUUUUCAUAAGCACCGACCUUUGGUUAGAGCACAUUAAAAUGUCUAGAUACUGUCAACAUUUUAAAGAGGCUAAUUUAAUAAAUGCUCAACAGAUAUCUAGGUUAACAGCUCAACAACUGUCGGACAUGGGAAUUACUUUAGUUGGACACCAAAAAAAGAUUUUACAUCAAGCCCGGCAACUCGACACUAUAAUAUAAACAAUUAAUUUUUACAAAGUAGUGUAAGGUGUACAUAAAAAAAUACAUAAUGUAUUAUAUAAAUAAUAUAAUAUAUGGUGGAACUUUCUUAUUUCGAAUCAACAUCUGCAGCAAAAAAAAUCAAGUUAUACAAUAUUAUUCACGUGCAUUUUAAUCUUCUUUUGCCAAUAAAAAAGUGCGAUUUAUACCAGAUUUCGAGUUAGGAAAGUUCGAGUGUAAUUGACACGUGUGAGAUACAAAAACACAUACAUUUUAUAAGGAUUUUAUAGGUUCUCUUAACAAGAACAAUAGAAUAUAUGAUAGAAAAAGUAUUGUUUUUACGUUGUUUAAAAAUUAUACUUUAUAUACCAAUGUGUACCAAUUAUUUAUCAUACGAACAAUUUUCAAGCUUAUUAUAUAAGUUUAGUGGCGCUAUGAUUGCCUAGCUAUAUUUUACCUUUUUUUGUUGUGAUAGAAGUGGAAUUAACAAAACUAUUCAUCUUUAUUAGAUUAUAAUUUUACUUUGCAUAAAAUAGUGAAAAACUCAAUAAAAUUACACUCGUACGUAAGGUGCGGUAUUCCGGCCUAAAUCAUAA